Messenger RNA from Lichtheimia ornata, 813 nucleotides. RefSeq lists its product as uncharacterized. The record is from RefSeq and is a predicted model, not a curated record. The coding region runs from base 1 to 813 and encodes 270 amino acids. The transcript is spliced from 2 exons. NCBI's taxonomy places the organism in Eukaryota, Fungi, Mucoromycota, Mucoromycetes, Mucorales, Lichtheimiaceae.
AUGCCACAUACACCUCACGACAACAAUAACAACGGCCCUCAAUCCGAUUUGGACAUGAUUGAACACGCAAUGAACAGCAUGAUGCAGGGUGUCUUUUCUACAAUGUUUCGCUCUUUCAUGGAGCCUGUUGUCUUUGAAACCAACCGCAUUCAACAGCUUCCUGAAAAUACACAAGCAGGGAUCGCUAGUGACGACUUUGACGGCAGCGAUUUCAGACGUUUAGCCAACAAGUCUCGCCAACAACGUGGUCUUCCAGAGAUCCCUGAUAACCAGCCAACACAACAACAGCAUGAUAUGAUUCCAGCACAACCACCAAGUCUUUUGGGCAUGAUGAUGGGUGAACAACAGCCGAACUCUUCAAGUGGGACCCUACUGGACCUGUUAUUACCGGAUCAUGAUCGUUUCUUUAAUCGAAGUGUUCAAGCUAUGGACAUGUUUCCUCGUGAAGAUGAAGUUGGAGGCCCACAUCAGACAAGCAAUUGGUCAUUUACUAGUUCGUCACAACGUCGAGUACUGAGACCUGAUGGCACUGAGGAAUCCUAUGUCACUAGCACUAAGAAUGGCGUCACUGAAACUAUCAAGCGUAUCAAGCAUCCCGAUGGCACAGUCGAAGAAACUCGCGAAAGCGGCUCACACAAUAACGGAAUACAGCAAUCUCCUUCAUCAACUUUAUUCAUCACCAACCAAUCCAGCCCUAUCGAACAGCAACAACAACUACCACCCAUCCAACCUAGAACUCCUCAACAGCAGCAGCAACAGCAAGAUGGUGAAGGAGGCCCCUUGUUCAAAAUGUGGAAACGAAUUUUUGGUUGA